AUGGCCAAUAGAACACUCUCGUAUGUUGCGGAGAGGUACCUUCAGGGCUGCUGUCUAUCAAGCUUCCCAUGCGGCCAGGGGAGUUUGUCCCAGAAUAAGACAAAGCACAGUGCAGAAGUUUUUAGAACAGCAAAUGCAGAGGACCAGGAAGUUUUCUUCGACGUUUUGAGGUAUCCCACGUCUAUGCUGAGAGACCGCAGACGCUGCAGCUCGCAGAGCCAGGACCCGUCAGAGCCGUGUGUCCUGAUGACGGAACGUCUGAGGAAACUCCAUAGAAACUUCAUCUCCUCCCUAAUUACAAUUAUUCGCAUUCUGGACAAAGGGGUGUCAGUCAUUGAUGAAGGUGUGCUUCAGUUUACCUGUCUGGAAGAGCUGAUCCUGAGUGUUAACACAAUCUCUGACCUUCCAGCAAAGAAUCUGCCAGGCAAACUGCGGGUGCUGGAGCUGUAUGCCAAUCAAGUGUCAAGCCUCCAGGGGUUAAGAGGUCACCCUCUCGUGCACCUGGAACAUCUGGGCCUGGGUAACAACAGGCUUGGCUCGUCCCAGGACCUCCAGGACCUCAGUGCUGUACCUUGGCCAAAGUUGGUAUCAUUGGAUUUGAGCUGGUCAGGUUUUGAUCAGCAAUGUGCCCUGGUUGAUGCCCUCUCUGCUUUGCCCCGCCUGCGCGCCCUCAUCCUGGAGGGCAACCCCCUGACCCUGGCAACCUCAUAUCCAGGUUUUGUGCUGGACAGCCUGCCUCGUCUGCUAUACCUGGAUGAAGCCUGGGUGAGCCCAGAUAAGCGGCAUCACUUUAGCGGACUGGCCCUACAGAGAGGGUCACUGUCUGAGAAAGCUGUUGUGAGUUUCUGUGUUCGGAGAAUGAGGGGACUUCCAGACCCUGCUCCAUUUCAGGAGAGUGGUGCACCUGAAUUUCCUUUUGUCAGCUACAGCUACUUAAUUACCUAUGAAUUUCUUGAUCAGCAGAAAAUUAAGGAAAAAGUAAUCAUUGUCAGGGCUGGAGUACCAAAGGUCUGCACCCCGAGGCAGCCCUGGGCUGACCUGAUUGACUUUAACCACACAAGCCGCCACCAUGUCACUGACCUGUCAGCUCUGAAGAGCCUCUUCCUCCAAGGCCUGUCAGUGUCUGUGGAGGAGGAGAAGGUCCUGUCAUGGCCGGCAUCUCCAACAGAAAACACUGGAGCUAAGCCUGCAGUAGAGAAGAAAGGGGCAGGAAAAGAGCCCACAGACUCAAGCCAGAAACCAAAGGAUAAGAAGAAGAAGAGGGGAGUCUGUUAGGACUUAAUUCAGGAUCCGCCACUCAAACGGACAGUUGGUACAAUCCAUGUGGACCUUCAGGACCUGGUGUUAGGAAAGGACAGAGUUGAUGUGACCGGUAACUUUGGCAUGCUUUUUCCUGAACCAAAUGUCAGCAUGCCACUGACACAGGAAAAGGAUCAGACUAAAAAGAUAAAAGAAGACAAGAAAAAAGAUGACAAGAAAGCCAAACCAGGAAGGUGUGCUACAGCAGGGAAAAGAAAUACAUCUUCCAAAGGUAAGGGACAAAGAGGAAGUGAGGUGGAAGACCCCUCAGACAACAGUAACCCCGCUCAGGCAGAACCACUUACUGUGGAGUUCAGCGUGUGUCUUGAGAAAUGGCUGUGUGCUUCACAAGCCACUGCAUACAAUGAAAUGUAG
Molecule: messenger RNA, 1674 nt
Organism: Chanos chanos (milkfish)
Lineage: Eukaryota; Metazoa; Chordata; Actinopteri; Gonorynchiformes; Chanidae
Product: leucine-rich repeat-containing protein 43-like
Cellular component (GO): cytoplasm
Molecular function (GO): protein binding
Source: RefSeq, a predicted model, not a curated record